Messenger RNA from Rhineura floridana, 6832 nucleotides. RefSeq names its product growth regulating estrogen receptor binding 1 (gene GREB1). Gene Ontology annotation, biological process: multicellular organism development. The record is from RefSeq and is a predicted model, not a curated record. Lineage: Eukaryota; Metazoa; Chordata; Lepidosauria; Squamata; Rhineuridae. The transcript has 33 exons. Bases 68 to 5905 code for a protein of 1945 amino acids.
UUAACCACCUUUGCAAGUGCUCUGGCAGUGCUCAGUUCACGGUGAUUCAAAGCAUGAGACUGACUUAAUGGGGCGUAAUUUGGGAGCCUGCACACCUCAGCUCUGUAAGAAGAUGGGAAAUUCGUACGCCGGGCAGCUCAAGACAACACGCUUUGAAGAAGUGCUGCAUAAUUCUAUUGAGGCUUCUCUCCGGUCCAGUAAUGUAGUCCCCAGGCCAGUUUUUUCACAACUAUAUUUAGAAGCUGAACAGCAGCUUUCCUCUCUAGAAGCAGGCAAUAAAGUGGAUAAUGAGGAAGAGGAGGAGGAGGAAGAGGAAGCGGAGGAAAGUUCAGAAUCAAGUAGCCCCCCUAUCAUUUAUCAGAUGAAGCCGCCUCCUGAAGGCUGUUGUACUACUGAUGGUUUCUGUCAGGCUGGUAAAGACUUGAGGCUAGUAUCUGUUUCAAAUGAACAAAUUGAAGUGCCUUCAGGAUUUUUACUGGUUGGUGCCAAAUCGCCAAACUUACCUGAUCACCUUUUGGUGUGUGCCGUAGAUAAAAGAUUUUUGCCUGAUGACCAUGGACGCAAUGCUCUGCUAGGUUUCUCUGGCAAUUGUGUCGGCUGUGGCAAGAAAGGAUUCUGCUACUUUACUGAGUUUUCCAAUCACAUCAAUCUUAAGCUGACUACUCAGCCCAAGAAACAGAAACACUUAAAGUAUUAUCUGGUGAGGAAUGCACAGGGAACUCUUACCAAAGGAUCUGCAAUCUGCUGGAAGGGGGCAGAGUUCAGAAGCCAGCAGCCCUCAUCCAGCACUUGCUCCAACACAUUGUCCCAGCCUUCAGAGAAUACAGGCUCCUCAGGAACUGUCAUGGAGCCAGCUCUAGCCACACAUCCCAUAAUUCAAGCUGGGAUGCAUCCGAUGGCACCUGAUCACCUCCCAACGACAGCAUGCCUCCCUGUUUACAACGGCAAAGACUCUUCCCAGCAGCACUCAGUCAAAAGCAAUGUAUCUUCUGUGGCAAGACCAUCAGUAUUAGGCACCCUAACAAACCCAGGUCCUCCUAAAAAACGCCACAAAGGAUGGUCACCAGAGUCUCCGUCAUCCAAUGAAGCCUGGAAUUUGCAAGCCAAUCCACCGGUCACAAACAGAAAUAAAAAUGAUGGAGGAGGAGGAGGGGUGUCCUGUUUACCUCAUGCUGCCUUGGCAGGACCAGUGUCUUCUCCAGUGGUGGCCUCUGGAGAGCCAGUUUCAGUUCCUGACAACCUGCUUAAAAUAUAUAAAGCAAAGCCAGUCAUAUUUAAAGGGCAUGGAAACUUCCCUUAUCUUUGUGGGAACCUUAAUGAUGUCAUAGUAAGCCCUCUUUUGUCUACAUGUUAUAAGAAUGCACAGUCUCUCUCUAGAGCUUAUGAACAAUAUGGAGCCUCCGCGAUACAACCAAUUUCAGAGGAAAUGCAGCUGUUACUAACAGUCUAUUACCUCGUUCAACUUGCUUCAGACCAAGUGCCUUUGAUUGAGGACUUGGAACAGAUAUUCAUGCGUUCAUGGCGGGAGUCUCAUCUUUCUGAAAUUCGUCAGUAUCAACAGGCCAUUCCACAAGCUUUUCCUCAGGUUCCUGGUCCAAUUGCCCCAGUGACAUCAGCUCAGCUUCCUUGGCUAGCGGGAUUGGCAGCCAGUUCGUGUAAUGACAGUGUUCACAUCAUUGAGUGCAACUAUUCUUUAGCUGAGGGGAUCUCAGAAAUGUUUAAGAUGCUCAUUGAGGGAAAGCUAGUGAAGACUAACUAUGUGGUGAUCAUAUGCACUUGUAGAAACAGAACCAUUGAUUCUUGCAUUGCUGUAACAGGGAAAUACCAAGCAAGAAUACUGUCUGAAAGCAUGCUCAGUCCAGCGGAAUACCAGAAGGAAGUUAGUUAUGAACUAGUUACUGGGAAAGUAGAGGCUCUGGGAGCCUUCUUCAGUACUCUCUGCCCAGAUGGUGAUGUUGAUGUCUUGUUGGACAAAUUUUAUCAAGAAAAUAGAGCCCACAUUUCAUCAUCUCUUUCUGCUUUGGCAACUAAACCAACAGCAGCGGAUGUAACUGGAACAGCUGUGUGUACAAGUUAUAACCUGGAGCGGCAUCAGAUCCGCCCCUUCCAGCUUGCGGUGGCUCAGAAAUUGCUGUCCCAUGUUUGCUCCAUUGCAGACUCCAGUACUCAAAACCUUGACUUGGGCUCCUUUGAGAAAGUUGAUUUUCUGAUAUGUGUCCCUCCUUCAGAAGUGACGUACCAGCAAACCCUGUUCCACCUCUGGCAUUCAGGUGUUUUAUUAGAACUGGGCUUGGAGAAGGAGCAUCUUACAAAGCAGAGGGUUGAGCAAUAUGUAGUCAAACUCGAUGCAGAAGCCCAGACUAAGUUUAAGGCCUUUUUGCAAAACUCUAUGCAAAAUCCACACACUCUCUUUGUGUUGAUCCAUGACCAUGCUCACUGGGACCUCGUGAGUGCAGUCCACAGCCUUUAUCCUUCUCAGUCAGAUCCAGCCAUGGGUCUUGUGGACAGACUGCUAAACUGUAGGGAGGUGAAAGAAGCCCCAAAUAUUGUGACACUGCAUGUGACUUCCUUCCCCUAUGCCUUGCAAACGCAACACACCCGCAUCAGCCCUUAUAAUGAAAUCCACUGGCCUUCAUUAUACAACAAUGGCGCAGACUUGUAUCAUGAAAACAAGAAGUAUUAUGGAUUGUCUGAAUUUAUUGAUUCAACUCUUUCUGGACAUAGCCUUCCAUUGCUACGUUAUGACAGCUCUUUUGAAGCAAUGGUCAUGGCUUUGGGGAAAAGGUUUCCUAGGCUGCACAGUGCGGUGAUAAGGACUUUUGUGCUCGUUCAGCACUACUCUGCAGCCAUGAUGGCAGUAUGUGGCUUGUCCCAGAUGAAAAAUUACACAACAGUCGAAACUCUUGAAAUCACUCAGAAUCUCAUCAAUUCUUCACGGCAGUGCCCCAGCGGACAUGGGCUAAUGGUAGUGUUAAGGAUUCCAUGCAUACCUUUGGCAGCAGUCGCUUAUGAACGCCUCAACCAUGUGAGGGAAAGACUAGCCCUAGAAGACCAUUUUGAAAUCAUCUUGGGGAAUCCCAACUCUGGAAUCUCCAUAGGGAAGCACUUUCUGGAGCAACUCAAGAUCUGGCAGAAAAUUGAAGAUGCUGAAUGGAGACCUCAAACCUAUUUGGAACUGGAGGGACUACCUUGUAUAUUGAUUUUUAGUGGAAUGGACCCCCAAGGAGAGUCCCUCCCAAGGUCCUUGAGAUACUGUGACCUACGCUUGAUAAAUUCCUCUUGCUUGGUGAGAACAGCCUUGGAGCAAGAACUUGGCUUAGCAGCCUAUUUUGUGAGUUCUGAAAUCCCUGUGGAGAAAGCAGUAGCAGUGAAUGAUGUCCUGGAGAGUGACCCAGAGAAGCUAAGCAGUACUGAUAAUGAAGAUGAAGAAACCGUAACAGAAGGUUCUGCUUCAGAAAACAGAAGCCCUGUCAAAAGAGAAAGGUCAGGCUCACAUGAUUCGGCAGCUUCCUCCACCUCUUCUAAAACGUCAAGCACAGCAUUCUGCAGUGAAACAUCUCCUCCUAUGGUAACUGCGGGGGAGGUAGGAAAGUCACCCCAUCAGGUACUCAGCAGCAGCACUGAAGAGAGUGUGAAUAAGACUGAAAGGCAAAGGCUGAAAGUGGACAAAGACUCAAAGCUGAGUGCUAAAACUACUCAGGCUUCCAUCACGUCAUCAUCACCAUCCCCUUUCUCAUCUUCCUGCCCCUCUUCAGCACCUACCCACAGCUCUUUUGUCCUGCAGGCAUCUCAGUGCUCCAUGACCAAAGCGUCCCAGCAACCUCCCAUAGUUUACCUGCCUAAACUGGUGUAUGACAUUGUUACCUCUGCAGAUAGCACAGGGCUUCCUAAGUCAUCGUCCCUCUUGCCUUACCAUUCAGUGCUGUGGGCAAGUUCUUUCCGCCCCCUCAUGAGUAAAAUGAUGACCUGCACAGAGCAGUCUCUGUAUUACCGCCAGUGGACUGUCCCCAAACCAAUCCAUAUGGACUACAAUAAUAGGAAUGAAGGCAGGAUGGACACCUUUCAUCCAAGGAGGCUUCUGCUGAGUGGACCACCACAGAUAGGAAAAACCGGUGCCUAUCUACAGUUCCUCAGUAUCUUAUCUAGAAUGCUGAUUCGGUUGACGGAAGUAGAUGUAUAUGAUGAAGAGGAGAUCAACACUGAUCUUAAAGAAGAAACAGAGCAAUAUCGUCACCAGCCAGGGGAUGCAUGGCCUGAUCUAGAAACAUUCAGAAAAAUGCCUUUUGACUACAUUAUCCAUGAUCCAAAAUACGAAGAUGCAAGUCUCGUUUGUUCAAGAGUCCAGAAAACAAGCUGUGGAGAUAGAUCAGCAAACAGAAAACAAGAGGACUUGUAUAUGCGCCGUCAGACAACACGGAUGAGAUUAUCCAAAUAUGCUGCUUACAACACUUACCAUCACUGUGAGCAAUGUCAUCAGUAUAUGGGCUUUAACCCCAGGUACCAGCUUUAUGAAUCCACUUUGCACGCUUUUGCCUUUUCCUAUUCUAUGCUUGGAGAGGAGAUUCAACUUCACUUCAUCAUCCCCAAGUCUAAGGAACACCACUUUGUCUUUAGUCAUCCAGGAAGGCAGCUGGAGAGUAUGAGACUGCCUCUGGUCACCGAUAAGAGCCAAGAUUACAUAAAAAGCCCUACUUUUACUCCCACAACUGGUCGUCACGAACAUGGACUUUUUAACCUCUACCAUGCAAUGGACGGGGCCAACCAUUUGCAUGUCCUAGUCGUCAAAGAAUAUGAAAUGGCAAUAUAUAAAAAAUACUGGCCCAAUCACAUCAUGCUUGUUUUGCCAAGUAUUUUCAACAGUGCUGGAGUGGGUGCUGCUCAUUUCCUAAUAAAAGAACUGUCUUACCAUAAUCUGGAGCUUGAACGAAAUCGACAAGAGGAACUAGGCAUUAAGCCCCAAGAUAUCUGGCCUUUCAUCGUCAUUUCUGAUGACUCCUGUGUCAUGUGGAACACCAUAGAAAUCGAUUGUUCAGGUGACAGAAAAAGUGAAUACACAUGGACUGAAAGGAAUAUUUCCCUGAAGCAAAUUCUGCAGCAUAUUGAAACAACUCCUAAUAUCACCCACUAUGCCUUGAUUGGGAUGAGGAAGUGGUCAAGUAAAACCAAGAGUGGAGAAAUCAAGGAGCCAUUCUCUUGUUGCCAUGUUCAUGACUUUGUCAUGCUGAACGUAGACUUGACACAGAACGUUCAGUAUAACCAGAAUAGGUUUAUGUGUGAUGAUGUGGACUUCAACCUGCGUGCCCACAGUGCAGGCCUACUGAUCUGUCGGUUCAACCGAUUCAGCGUCAUGAAAAAGCAAAUUGCAGUGGGUGGACAAAGGUCUUUUCAUAUUAAGUCAAAGGUGUCUGAUAAUCCAGUUUCUAUUGCUCCAGCUCAAUACAUAUGUGCCCCUGACAGCAAGCACACAUUCUUGGCUGCUCCUGCUCAGUUGCUGCUUGAAAAAUACCUCCAGUAUCACAGCCAUCGCUUCUUCCCUCUUUCACUGAAGAACUAUAGCCAUCCAGUGCUAUCUGUGGACUGUUACCUUAAUUUAGGAUCACAGAUUGCAGUUUGCUAUGUCAGCUCCCGACCUCAUUCUCUGAACAUUAGCUGCUCUGACAUGAUAUUCAGCGGACUCCUGCUGUACCUCUGUGAUUCCUUUGUUGUAGCCAGCUUCUUGAAGAAGUUCCAUUUUCUGAAAGGUGCCACUUUAUGUGUCAUUUGCCAAGACAGGAACUCGUUACGCCAGACUGUUGUCCGACUGGAACUGGAAGAUGAGUGGCAGUUCCGGCUAAGAGAUGAGUUUCAAACAGCCAAUGCCAAAGAAGACAAGCCCCUCUUCUUUCUGACAGGACGACAUAUUUGAUGGGAAAUGAUCAGAAAUGUUAAUGUGAUAUAGGAAGCUGGCUUCUCUCUGACCAAAUAAUAUGAGUUGCCAAAAAGAGAAAAAAAGAACUGAACUGUUCACACAAAGUUCUCCAGAAGAGCAGUCAUGUAGGGGCAAAAUGUAGACAAUGUUGAAAUAUUUGUAUUAAUAUUAUAUUUUAUUUGACCAAUUUAUGUUUAUAAUUCCAAAUUUUGUUAGUAACCUUUUGUAAUUUAAUGGGCUUGAGAAAAUAACUCUUGCUGUAUUGGGGGACAGAGAGGAACAGAGCUACUGCAUACAAUGCUCAAACUUUUUUCCUUCUUUGUUAUUGUUGUAUAUAUUAUACAAAUUGUUUCAGAACCAAACUGUUGUGAAAUAUGAAAUUUAAAGAAGUAGAUUCCCUCCCGAGUUUUUUUGUUAAACUAGAUGCAAGUAUAUAAAGAAAUGUUACAUUCUUAAUGAAUUGCUACUGUUUAGCAAAUACAGCAAUGUGGAGCUGUUUUGUGCAGAGUGCUAAAGGCAAAAUUAUCUGGAAUGUUCUCCAGUGCAAACUCCACAGAAAUGAAUGGGAUGUGUGCAAGAGCAUUAAUUUCAUGGGGGGGGUGUACGCAGCAGAACAUCCCAAUGGAUCAUGCCUUAUAUUCCUAUUACAAUGAAAACUGACUUUCCAUCUUAACCUCAAAACUGCUGGCUGUUCUGCAUAAUUUUUCAGAUACAGACAUUUUGUAAGAUGUAGAAAUGUAUUAUAGUGACCUUUUUGAUUUGUUGAGAUUAUUGAAAGUGGACAGUUGGAGUUUUUAAGUCUAAACAUUUCUGUAGCUAGGAAGGAGCCUAAGGAAUUGGCGAUUAGUUAAAGCAAGGGUGAAUAGCUACAAAUUGUUUUUAAAAACAGGCGGUUUGUUGUACUGGACAUCCUAGGUUUGUACA